This is a messenger RNA of Miscanthus lutarioriparius, 486 nucleotides long. NCBI's taxonomy places the organism in Eukaryota, Viridiplantae, Streptophyta, Magnoliopsida, Poales, Poaceae. The record is from the annotation of a GenBank genome assembly.
AUGGCCUCACUGCUCGUCGCGUGGAGAGGAGAGCCAGGGCACGCAGCGCUGGACGGUGCGCCGCUAGUCGGAGGAGUGGGUCCGCGCCGCUGCAAGGGGACGCCGUGGCUACGGGUCGGGCCGCCGCUCCCCUACGCCCCUGCGGCCCACACAGCCGCAUGCACACGGCCCGCGCGCCCCUGGCUUGCGCCGCCGCAUGCUCGAGCCCCAGCCGAGGUGGGAGGGAGUCAUCGGGGUGGAGGGAUGGGCCGCCGCUACCUCCAUGGAUCUCGCCGGUGGAUGGUAGGGAGCUCAGUCACCUCCUCCAUGGAUGUCAUCGGGGUGGGGGAUGGGCCACCGCUGCCUCCAUGGAUCUCACCGUGGUGGAGAGGGAGCCACCGCGGUUGGGGAUGGGCCAUCGCCACCUCCAUGGAUCUAGCCGUGGAUGGUAGGGAGGCCACCGAAGGUGGUGCGGAGGCGCCGGGGGUGGGGAGGGCGUCCCCGUAG